GGGAGGGGGUGUCUGCUUCUCUCCCCAGCCUUGCUUGGAACUUGGAGUUGGGGGACUAGGGAAGGGUCCCCUCCUAGGGCCACAGGGCCUCCCCACCUCCCCAGAGGCUAUCCCAACCUCAGCUCCCCAGGGACCCUCUGUUCAGCCUCUGCUGCAGGCAUGGUAUCCACACCCGACCCUUCCCACGACCUUGUGUACAGAGCCCCUCGUCCCCCAGGAUGCUGUCCCAGGACCUGGACCACCUAAGCCACCAGAAUUUUCCUUUUCAUGGCCCUGCUGACACCUGCUUCAGUACAGCUGAAGCCCUAGGCCCUGUGGCUCUUCGCACCUGUCUACACCUCUUCCCCUUCCAGGAUGGUGUCUGCCGGCUAUUCUGGGGCCCAGACUCCCUUUGUCCACACCCCCGGGUGGCUCUGCAACAUGCCCCGCGUUGUCCUGCCCACGAAGGAGCCUGGCCAUUCGAAGGCAGGGUCCCUGAUGGGUUGAGGUUGAAGUCCCAGAAGCCCAGCGCCUCCCUGCCCCCACCCCUUUCCUGGAAGCCCUAAGCUGUGUCACCACUAGCAGGUGUCAGCUGCCCCGCCCCUCUUCCCUCCUUAAAAGGGUCGCUCUCCAGAGGCCUCCCAGGGUCAGAGCGCCGCUGCGCGACCAGCACACCCGUGUGGGGCUCCGACGCCAAGGACAGGACGUGGGGAUCCAGGUUCUGUCUCCCCUUCUGGCGUGGUGUGGCCUGGACUCGGCCUCGGUUUUCCCCCCCCGGGGGAGUGGGGACUGGCGCUGAAGCGCGAGUCGGGAGGGGGCGGGGCCGCACUCCAGACGGGCCGCUUCGCCCAGGGGUUUCAAGGACCACUCCCGGCCCCACCCCACGAUGACUUCCCACGUCCUCCUGUUGCUUCUCGCCUCCUCCAUCCUGGGGGACCCGGACUCUGCGGGCAGACGGCCCCUGCAUCAGGUCGCCCAGAACCGCAGGCGCCUCUGUUCCCUGGGCACAUGCCAGACGCACCGCCUGCCAGAGAUUAUAUACUGGCUCAGCUCUGCCUCCACCAAAGAGCUCUCAGGGAAGGCCGGCCGCGAGCCCCAGGACCCCCACAGCUACGGGCGCCGCCGUAAGCGCGACGCCAGAGUCCUGCUCCGUCUCUAUGACCCUGGCCCGAAGAAAAGAGGCCAGCGCAGUGCCCGGCUGGCUGGGUGACGUCGGGCACGUCCCUGUUUCUCCUCUGGCCUCAGCUUACCUACCUGUGUAUUGGGGCCACGAUCCCAAGUUUCUUUUGCCCUCCAUCUCCUGGGCUCACUCAGAAACUGUCUCCCCCCGGUUGUGACUGGGCUGGACCCGGUGCACGCCGGACCUAGCAUGUACAAAGAAUACUAUCGGCCAGAGCCUAAUAAAACGAGUUUCACGUUUCA
Messenger RNA from Herpailurus yagouaroundi (jaguarundi), 1401 nucleotides. It is a transcript of the gene ADM5, whose product is annotated as adrenomedullin 5 (putative). Bases 866 to 1189 code for a protein of 107 amino acids. The transcript has 2 exons. Gene Ontology annotation, cellular component: extracellular region. The record is from RefSeq and is a predicted model, not a curated record. NCBI's taxonomy places the organism in Eukaryota, Metazoa, Chordata, Mammalia, Carnivora, Felidae. Gene Ontology annotation, biological process: positive regulation of heart rate; adenylate cyclase-activating G protein-coupled receptor signaling pathway; regulation of systemic arterial blood pressure. Gene Ontology annotation, molecular function: hormone activity.